AUGAACUACGGAGACCACUACACUAUGUCAUCCUACCGGAGGAACUUCGGGGAAACUCCUCGUUCUUCGGUCUCUUUCUCCCGCAUGAGUGGCACCUCGUCUCGAGAUUCACCCAUCAGGUCCCUCAUGGGUUCAUCACGCAACAGUGCCUCCAUUGUGGGCUACAGCAAGAGGACCAGCCACUCUUCCACCACUUUUUGUCCGAUACCGGUUGACAGCCUGGAUCUCACCAAGACCUCCAUGGUUAACCACAAGUUAAAAGUUAUGCGGACCAGCGAGAAAGAGCAAAUGCAGGGUCUGAACGACCGCUUCGCCAUGUUCAUAGAUAAGGUUCGGCACCUGGAGCAGGAGAAUAAAGUACUGGAGACAGAACUGGCGACGCUGCGCCACAAACGGAAGGAGUCCUCCCACGUCGGGGAGCUCUACCAGGAGGAGAUGCGCGACCUCCGUGCGCAGCUGGAGAAGCUGAGCAGGGAGAAGAACCGGGUCCUGGUAGAAAGGGACAACAUGGAGGAAGACCUGCAGAAGCUACGGGGUAAAUACGAAGAGGAGGUCAGGGCACGUCAGGAGUCCGAGCAAACUCUCAAGUUGUUCAAGAAGGAUGUGGACGACGCCACGGUGGCGCGUCUAGAACUGGAGCGCAAGGUGGAAUCUCUGCUGGAUGAAAUCUCCUUCCUGAACAAAGUGCACGAGGAGGAAAUGAGUGAGCUGGGCGGAAUGGUGCAGGCGUCCCAGGUGUCUGUGGAAGUUGAGCUUUCCAAACCGGACCUCACCUCCGCGCUAAAGGAGAUCCGCAACCAGUACGAGUCCAUCGCCUCUAAAAACCUACAGUCCGCGGAGGAAUGGUACAAAACCAAGUUCGCAAGCCUCAAUGAGCAAGCCAGCAGAAACAACGAGGCGAUGCGCGCCAGCAGGGAAGAGAUCAACGACUUCAGGAGGCAGCUGCAGUCAAAGACCAUUGAGAUAGAGACCCUGAGGGGCACCAACGAGUCUUUGGACCGGCAAAUCCGAGAAAUGGAGGAUGCCCACAGUGCCGAAACUGCAGCAAUGCAAGACACCAUCACCCACCUGGACCAUGAGCUGAGGAACAUCAAGGCUGAGAUGGCCCAGCACCUGAGGGACUACCAGGACUUGCUCAAUGUAAAGAUGGCCCUGGACAUAGAGAUCGCUGCUUACAGAGAACUGUUGGAAGGAGAGGAGACUCACUUCAGCUCGGGCAUGGGAGUCGGCGCUGCUAACCACAGGGGGCGCUGCAGCCUGCAGCGCCGGCCCCCGCCAGCCUUCGCCAGCAGCAGCGUGCAGGCUGCAGGAGCCCCCGAGAAGGAGAGCUUCCAGGAGGUCACCGAGGAAGAAGUGGAUAGGAACCAUGAUGCAGAUAUCAACUCCAACAGCUAG
Lampris incognitus (smalleye Pacific opah) is the source of this 1395-nucleotide messenger RNA. It is a transcript of the gene inaa, whose product is annotated as internexin neuronal intermediate filament protein, alpha a. NCBI's taxonomy places the organism in Eukaryota, Metazoa, Chordata, Actinopteri, Lampriformes, Lampridae. Gene Ontology annotation, cellular component: intermediate filament; postsynaptic intermediate filament cytoskeleton; cytoplasm. Gene Ontology annotation, molecular function: structural constituent of postsynaptic intermediate filament cytoskeleton. The transcript is spliced from 3 exons. Gene Ontology annotation, biological process: intermediate filament organization. The coding region runs from base 1 to 1395 and encodes 464 amino acids. The record is from RefSeq and is a predicted model, not a curated record.